Lymnaea stagnalis (great pond snail) is the source of this 9752-nucleotide messenger RNA. Lineage: Eukaryota; Metazoa; Mollusca; Gastropoda; Lymnaeidae. The record is from the annotation of a GenBank genome assembly.
UAAACUUCUUUAACUUUAUUUUGAGCUUCAAGAAUUAUUGUUGUUUUCUUAGUCCAGUUAUGAAGAUGCCACCAUAGUUUGACUUAGACUGAGUUUUUGAAAGGUAAGUUUUAUAUUGCUUAGACUUAGUAAGACUUAGUUAAGUUAUAUUCAAUAUAUUAUUAUUAUAAUUAUAUAUUGCUUUUGCUUGUGACCUGUCUUAGAUAAGAUCAGAUAAAGUUGCCAGACGUCCGGCAAAAAGAGGACAUGUCCCUUUUUAGCUCAAUACUCCGUCCGGCAGGCAAAGCUAAAAUCUUUUAAAAUGUCCGGCUUUUCUUACAUUUUAUAUUAUAAUUUUUAUGUAUCGUUGUUACAACUAUUACAUCGUCUUUUUACGUUAAGUUACAAUGUCAAUGUGCGAACCAGUUGAUUUUAGUCAUUCUUACAAUCUUGCUCUGUGUUGUAUUAUCUAAGUCUAAGGUCAAAAUGUUAAUGUUAUUACCGGUUCCGGCAAUAAAGAUGCAAAUUCAAAUUGUUUUUUUAAUUUGUAAUGUUUGCUGUCUAUGUUUAUGAAAUAAAAUGGCUUCUACAAAGAGAAAAUGCUAAUUCUCGAAAACUAUGAUGAAAUAAGUUUCCUUGCUUCAUUGAAGGACGCAAUGAGAAUGAGGCAAAGUAUACGAUUUGCGAUAGUUACUUGUCCAUUGCUAACAAAGGAGCUACUGACUUGGAGCGCCAUGUUGACAGUGACCGACAUAGAAUUAGAAACCUAAUCAAAGUGUCAGCGUCAUCAUUAUAUUGACGUCUUUUUUCAGCCUAAGUAUUCAAAAUUAAUUAAGAUUAUAAGGUAAUGAUUGUACAAUUGGCUAUUUAAAUGAUGUUUUUUGACAUUUUGAAAAAGGCGUCCAUUGAAUUUGUUUUUUUAACGUGACUGUUUCUUGGUCGAUUCACUAAGAGUAAGAUACACUUAAUUGGCAGCUAUUACAAUAAAAUUGUGCUGACUGUGAGUUUAAUCCGGGACGACUCAAAUGAAACAUUCAAAAUGUCCUCCUUUGACCUCCUUUUUUUGGGGUUUUAUUAUGUCCUCCUUUAGGUGUCCACGUAUCUGGCAACCCUAAAGAGUCUUAGACCAUGACCAGGGAUCUCAAACUUGCAGCCCACUGGUUAUUUGAGGCCCGCAAGAUGAUUUUUUGCAUCCCGAUACCUGACAGCAAAGUUUAGUGUUAAUGCAUCACUCGUGUUUUCACAAUUAUCAUAUCUAUAAUGUGACCUUCUGCAACGGUUUAAAUCAAAUCUCACAGACUAGUCUAAUUUUGAUUUUUAUUAUUAUUAUGUUUGUAUAAUAAAUGUAUAGGCGCUAUAGGUUUGGACGAUUAUAAUGGUUAAACAAUUUUUAAUAUUGGAAUAGAAGUUUUUAUUUUAUAGCAUUUUAGGAGAUAACAGGGCCAAAGUGCGUUUUGAGAAAACACGCUUAAAAUAUUGUGUAUACAUAACGACAUAAGCCUAUAACUAUAGUUAUAAUAUAUAAAAAUUAUUUUUUUUGUUAUUUAUUAAUAAUGAUAAUAAAGGGUGAGUAGAUUGUUAAAAUUGUACUUAAUUGAAUUUGUAAUUGCUUUCUUGUGAAAUACUUGAUGUGAAUGUGCCCCAACCUCACUCAGACUCUACCUCCUGCGGCCCCUGGAGUUUGAGACCCCUGACUUAGACCUUAGUGACCACCUUAGUCUUACUCCUAGCCUUAGUUAGUCUUGUCGUAGUCUUUUUUAGUCAUACUCAAACUCAAGUCACAGCUUUAAUUUAAGUUUAGUUUAAGUAGUUUAAUAAAAAGAGGUAGUUGGAUAGAUAGUUAAGAUAGGGACAGGGAUUGAAAAAAGCAACUAAUUGAUAACAAAUGUAUGGUUGUAGAUCAAUGCUAAAGAAAGUUAUGAUUUUUUUGUGAGAUAUUUUGGUAUAACUCUGUUAUUUGAGACAUUUACAUAUAAUAUAAUAGGAAAAUAUGAAACUGACUAAAAUAAAAACUGGAAAGAGAAUUAAGAUAGCCAUAUAAUAGAUUAAUAUACCAGUACUGUACAACCUUUUUGAAUAGGUGAGCCAAAAAAUUUUUUAACACUAACCCGAGGGCCACUCAUGACUAUGACACCCCAAAAGAAAGAUUUAUUUUUUCAAUACUUCUUUUUGUAAAAGACUUAAAUAGUAAUACUAACACUCCUUACCUUAUGCUCUUAUAUCCAAUAGCAUUAUCAGUUCAUCAAGAAUAUAAAUAAAGGGAAUGAAAACUGUAUUGUCUAUAGUAUUGUAUGUGCAAGUUUGUAAUUUGAGAAAGUUAUCAGUAUCAGUAGUACCUGCCCUAAAAAUGUUCACCAGUCAAAGUCAAAGUGUUACAUUUUUUAGAUUUUUAAAAAUAGUUUUUAAAAAGUGGAGACAAACAUGGCCAAAGUGCAGUUUUGAGAAACUGUCCCAUGCCUGCCAUAGUUAUAGUCCAACAGUAUACCCCCUACAUUGUUACUGUCCCAAUGCCUGCCAUAGUUCUAGUCCUAUAGUAUACAACCAACGUUUUUAUUUUAAUCUUUAAGUUUUUGCUACUCCCCUCUCUAGGCCUUUUCAACUCUUGGCGUUUUGGGGGUCUGGUUGUGUUUACUUUCUCUUUCAUCGCCCUGGGGAGCAUAGACAUAGCCAUAGUGUCAUUAAAACAUUGACACUAUAUUUCCUGUAACCUUUUAUCUAGACUCUUAUAAUCUUGUCCAAUAUCAUUGGGAACCUUCAACAUUGUCUACCUCUCACUCGAGUCUAGUCUUAAAUGUGAGAUUACCUUACCAUGGUCUCUACUUAAUGGUAGGUGUUACACUUACAGUACAUACAAUUACAAUUUCUGGGUCUUCACCCGUCCAAAAUUCUCUUCCCCCUGGCAUCCAUUUUCUUACACACAGCUGAUGUUAUGUAAAUCUGUCUAUAACAUUAAUUAGGUUCCCCCACCCCCUGUCUCUUUCUGUCUUUAAAUCGCUUUGUUCCUUUAUAAUAUGGCAUCCUCUCAAGGUGUCAUGCCCAGAGCUACUGUGUAUGGUUGGGUCUUGCUUGAAUAUAGUUAAACUAAUUUAAAUAAGCUACAUAAUGUUUUGAUAAAGUACAGUUUCUGCUAUUUUUUUAAACUAUGUUAUUUCUUUAUCUAUUUAAAAAAAAAAAUUCUUUAAUAAUCUUAUUCUUGUUGAAGUUACUCUACUUCUUUGUUUACAGGUCACUUCCAAGCUUAACAACAUAGAUUUUUGUUACAUUUGCUGGUCUUCUUUAUCAGGUGGGAUGAUGGAUGAAGCAGAGUUGGACAUCAGUGGUCUCACCAAAGCAGAGCUUGAUGAGUUUCAAAGGGUCAAUGCAGAAGCCAUAUUAGGUCUUGAAAAGGAAAUAAAUUAUUUAAGAAGAGGAUUGCAGCAGUUUGGUCCAGGUGUCAUACCUGAACAAAAUCUGCAAGUCAUUGUUAGGUAAAUAUUGCAUUAAAUAAAUUUUAAAAAUUAGACUCUUCAUUGUUCAGAAAUUCAGUACCCGGUAAGUUAAAAUCUAACUAAUAAGCAAAUUAAGUUGAAUUUUUAAAAUCUUGACGUCUGGCAUGAACGUAAACAAUGAUAUAUUGAUCCAAAUAUAAAAUCUUAUCUACCUUUUUUUAUCCUUGUUACAAGCAUUCUUUAUAAAAUAAACUGAAAAUUGUUCAUUUUUUUUAGGUCUGGUACUAUUGAAUCCCUGUUAGAGUCUUGAAAGACAUUGUCCUUUUUUUUAAAAUGCUUCAGCACAACCGUUGUAAGAUUUUUGCGGAUUUAUAUCAACCCAUAGUCUUUCAAAUGUUCUCUCAUAUUCAUAUUAUUUCAAACAUUUACAGACUUCAGUACAACAUUAAUUUUGGGUAGAAUUUGUUAAAAAUGAAAACGUACUAAUUUCAAAUGCUGCUUUGGUUAGUAAUUAGCUCAACAUACCCAAAUUACUUUAAAUAAUAAAUGAAAGUAUUUUGUUUCUUUUAGACCGGAUGGUUCUAGUAAUAUUGAAGAUGUUAAAAAAAGACUAAAGAUGGAAAUUGAAGACUCUGCAAAUAGGGUAAAGAAUCACAAUUUUUCCCCAUUCAUAUCAAAUGUGUUUUUGCUUUUUUUUUUUGUUUUUUUAAAUUUGAAAAAUAUUAGAGUAGAGUUUGAGAUAAACAUUUUAGCAAGAAUGAAGUUGGAGCAUAGCUCAUCAAAAAAAUAUUCUGCUUCACAGUGAUUGUUUACUUGGUAUUGUUUGUUGUUUGACUUUACUUUUGUCUGCCUUUUGUUCCUCUGUUAAAACAAAAUCAUAUUGUCUGGAAAUAACACAGAUGCUAAAUUUUUCUUCAGCUUCGAGAAACAAUCAAGUUGACUGGUGUUACUAUUGACAACAUUGCUCGAGAGGUGGUGGACUUGGGUGAGUUCAUCAUCAUCGUUUUAAUUCAAUCUCUGCACAUCAUUUGUCUUACACAAUGUUUAAAUCAUACUAACUGAAUUGUUUGCAACAUUUUACUUCAGCAUUGCAAUCAUGUGUUCAAUAUUGUUCCACAAAAUAUGCAUGUGAUUCAAAUUUACUUCAUUUCAGAUGACAACCAGUGCACAAAACUAUUUCAUCUUGAGCUCAUUGUUUUGGAUAGGAAAGUUAUUGUUACAUACAAACUACAGGAGGCACUGGUGAGAAAAUGAUAACCGCAUGUUAGUAUAAAAUUACAGUAGCCGUAUAGUUGAUAAUGUUUCAUGCAAUUUAUUUAACCCACUUUAUGUGAAUCUUUUGGAAACUUAAGUAUUCUUGUUCUUUUUUCAGUCAUCUGAUUCCUCUGAUGUCCAGGGCAAUAAACUUCUCUGGUUUGAAGUGAAAUUCGGACAGGACAUCCACAACGCCAUUGGGGGAGAAAUACGAAAGUAUGAACUUAAUACUUGUUAUCCACAUAGCGGACAGAGUAAUAAAACCUUUCUGUCUCAACAUUGAAACAUAAGGUUAAAAACAAUGUUAUGGCAUAUGUGAAGACCAAAUUCUAGCAACCAUCACUUGUCUCCCCUUGUUUUGUUUUGAUAAUGAUGACACCAAUAACAUGUUUAGCACUGUGCCACUCCUUCUUUUAACCCACCCCUUCCUUCAUUGUGAAAAGGUUGUUUAUGUUCAAAUAUGUUCUAUUUGUUUUAAAGAAUUCCAUUAGGUGACACAAUUUCUAGAAUUUCUUUAAUCAAUUGUUCUGAUUUAAUCUCUAUAUACAUAUAUAAACUGGCAGCUUUCCUAGCCGGGAGAGAUCUUGCUAUAUUUCUUAACUUGUACAAAACGUUAUAUAAUUGCAAGAGAUUGUACUCUUAAAGUGUGUGUGUAAAUUAAUAUUUGUGAUUUUUCAAGGAUUUUACCUUUUCACCUCCUUUUCUGUAAGUCAUUACAGUUUUUUUUUCAUCUGUAUAUUUGAAUUUGUUUUUUUAAAAAGAAAUUUAAUUGUAUAAUUAAAUUGACCAUUGUAAGUAUCAAUAACUCAAGUAUAAUUUUUCUUUGUUUACUGGUUUUCAGUUCUUUGUUAUGUAUUGCUCAUUCUACAAACCAAAUCUUAAAGCAGAUCUUGAAAACCAUCUAGCUACAGUAAACUAAAUAUGUUUGUCAAGAAAUACUUUAUUUAUUUUACUUUAGUUCAUUUCAGUACAGGAAGAUGAUGAUCACUAAAUUAAACUUGUUACCUUAUUCAUCAUCUGAGCUCAUUCUUGACAAAAUUGCAAUUUAUCAGAGUGGAAAAAUUCAUAAUACUUAUGAAUUUUAAAAUAAAUUAUUUUAUUUAAAAAAUUUUCAUUUUACCAUUCAGGAAGGAAGUAAACAUAUAUGUUGUGAAGCAAAGCAGAGACAAUUUAUCUUGUUCAUUUCCAGUGUGGCAAGUGAUCCACUGAAUGGUUUACCUUUCCUCCUUCCGUGUGGAUGGUGUCUAUCACAUCAAAGAUAGCACUUAGCAUCAUUAUGUCACCCAGCCCUUUUCCUCAUCUUUCUUGAGAACAAAAAAUUCCUCAGAUAUAAACCAAAGAUGUUAGGGACCCUGUCAGCCUAUGAUAUUGAGCAGGUCAUUUGUUGCAGGGCUUUUUAGACUGCCUUAGAUCUUCCACUGGCCCUUGCCAUUUACUUGGCUUAUGCUUUCCCACUUGAUGAGCUCUGGUGUCUGAAAUGAAUGAAAUUAAAGUUUAGUUUACAUACAUUUAUACCCUACAGCAGGUCUGGCCAACUCAAAUUGUAAGGCGGGCUGUAAUACUUCAUGAAAAACUUGUGCAGGCCGAGAGAUUAUAGGAAGUGGGCAAAAGCUAUUUAAAAAAAUAAUAAUGUUAAAGAAUAUUUCGUUACUUCGCGGGCUGCCAAGUGGUCCUGGCGGGCCGUAUGUUAUGCAGGCCUGCCCUACAGGAUAUUUUAUACACAUACAGAAGUCAUGUUAACCCGUGAUUUGUACAUGUUGGAGCAAAGAUUAUCUGAAAAACACAUUUUUUAUUUGUCAAAUUUAGGUCGGCUGAAAAUCUAUCAAUACAUUCCACAUUUUCCCUGCUAAAGACAUACAUUGAGUGUGAUAAAAUCCAAGCCCUGGUUCUGGAGAAACAAAUGAAGUCCUAUCCAAAUAAUGUUUCAACUUUUGUCAAUGAAAGGGGAAAUACAUGCCUAAAGAUUAGUAAUCCUAAACCAAAACGGUGAGUGCUGAUUUUGAUUUCAUCUCUGUUUAACCCAAACUUUUUAUUUCCAGCCUUAUUACAUGUACGUUGAAGCCAAAAAUAAUAUCCACUAAAAUCAAACAACCAGAUGGUCUUGCGAAAAAAGUUUUGGGGAACUUUAAAAGUUGUCAUCAGACAGAGGCGUGUGUAAUUUUCAAUGUAAAUAAUCUAUUUGAUACAUCAAUGUGCCAAUAUAGAGAAUGGUAAUAAGGGGGAGAGACUGCAAUCGGGUUGGGGGGAAAGGAAAUGAGCGAAGCAAAGUAUGAGACAACCUGAAAAGGAUGCAACAUAACAAAUGUUUCGGCAAGAAGCCUUCUCCCGCGAUAAAACAACAGUAAAAACAAUAUAAAAUGAAAAUAAACACUUAGCUGCAACAUGGUGUCUGAGCGGACAGCAAGAGGAAUGCAGCUAAGCCUUCAUUUUAUUUUACAUUGCCGACAUGGUUGUUGUUUUAUUGCUUCAUUUCCAGAUUUUUCCAUACUUUCUUUCCCUCAUUUCCUUUGAAUGUAGAGUGUAGAAAAUGAAGGGUCACAUCUUGCAGCUGGCGGCUGUGUUUAACUCACUGGGACAACAUUGAUGGAUGCUGCCCUUGUAUCGUUUAGCAACAGGAUCACAGGGCUCAAAUAGCCUGGGUAUUUUAUUUGUUGGUCUGGUUAUUAGAUCAUUACAGCUUCUAGAUAUUCAUCUUGUGUCUAAUAUGAUUACUAAUUUCAGUCUUGUAUGAAAUUCUUAAUGAUUAUUUCCACAUGGCCAUUUUCCCAGUGCUACGUUCACCCUGGAGUGGGGAAGAAAAGUACUGAAUGACAGAGUGGAACCAGAUAUAAAAGUGCAUUUUGAAGCACCACAAGAGAGUAAGUUAGAUAUCAGCUGUUUUGUUACUGCACAGCCGUGUUGUUAAAGCCGUUUUGUUACUGCAGUCAUGUUGUUACAGCUGUUUUGUUACUGCAGUCAUGUUGUUACAGCUGUUUUCUUUGUCACAGCCAUGUUGUUACAGCUAUUUUGUCACAAUCUGUCAUUUAUAACAGGUGUCUUGUUCAUGCACAGGAAAAUAAACAAAAAGUGGAACAAGUUAAGUUUAGGCAAGAGAAAAUUUUUGUUUAGCACUGUAGUAAAUUAUUUAGUGAAGAUUUUAGACAUGAAUAAAAGAGCUUACAGGGAGUGGCUCAGUUGCAGAUUUAGCUGUUUUGUCUAUUGCAAUUGGAAUGUUCAUAUUGUAAUAUUUGUGAUAACUAAAGCAUGCAUCAUUUUGUCCCUUAUACAAUUUUGUGUUCAUGUGAUCAUAUUGUUCUGUCAUUUAAUGAGUUGUUUCCUCAUUAAAUUUAUGUGCUAAAUAUAUUCCUGAUAGUUGCUUCUGUUUUUUUUUUCCAGUGCUUGCUUUGGACUCCAAACAUGUUUUGGAAUCUUCUCCAAAGAUGUUCACCUGUUUGGUAGAUGCACUUGGCCUUGAACAAGCCAUAGAAUCUCUUAUUGAACUGGUGGCCACGGAUGGUCAGGGCAGUCAAACAGCAGAAGCAGCUCAACACACAACAUGAGCUCAAUGUCUAGGACAGCUACUGCUGGGUGGCAUAAAGGAUACAUUGUAUGUUGCUGGGACCCAUCCAUGAUAUGAUUUAUUUUACUGAGAGCCAUCAAUGAUACAAUUUAUGUUACCGAGAUCCAUCAAUGAUACCGUAUGGAUUUAUUUAUAGUAAAGCUCCUACUGACUGAUAAUUACAUUUAAUGUGCAGUCAUGUAUGAAUGUAUUGAUUUCUAGGUAUGAAAUAACUGACUAACAAGCUUUUGUUCAAUGUAACAGUGAAUUAUAAAUCUUUAUAAUCCCUGGUGACAACUCAUCAAAAUUCAGAUCCUCUUCUGAUCUCACAUAUAAUUAUCACCGUAGUGAGGGAAAAUGGGUGGUCUGCCAAAGGCAGCAUCUUUGUUCUACUGCAGCUAAGAAAAGGUUGUUUAGUUUGAUUUUAAGGAUAGUAGAAGGAUCCAAGAUACUAGGCACAAUUUUAUUUUUCCACAAAAAAAAACAAAAAAACAUUGCGUACUCAGUAACAGAUGUUUUUCAAAAUGAAUAGUCAUUGAGCCAGUAAGAGAAGUCAGCUACUGCUAUAGAGUUCUUUUUAAGAGAAGUCAGCUACUGCUAUAGAGUUCUUUUUAAGAGAAAUCAGCUACUGCUAUAGAGUUCUUUGUAAGAGAAGUCCGCUACUUCAAUAGAGUUCUUUUUAAGAGAAGUCAGCUACUGCUAUAGAGUUCUUUUUAAGAGAAGUCAGCUACUGCUUUAUAGAGUUCUUUUUAAGAGAAGUCAGCUACUGCUAUAAAGUUCUUUUUAAGAGAAGUCAGCUAAUGCUAUAGAGUUCUUUUUAAGAGAAGUCAGCUACUGCUAUAGAGUUCUUUUUGCUAUCUCAACUUUGAGAAGUUUCACUCUACCAGAGUCCAUUGGUUUAAAGUGAACGGCUGUGGAGACUUGAGAUAAUGUCAUGCAAACAAACACUAUGAAUUGGCAAAACUGAGGACAACCCAAUGAUACUGAUGGCUGAUACUGAUGGCUCGUCUGAAGAAAUGUGUUCAGAAACUUGAAAAGCACCCAUGUUUUUCAUUUAAAAAAUAAAUCGAAAUAACCUAUAAAUCAUGUUUAAGUUGUCAUUAACUUUCCGUUCAAGAUAUGGAAUAAAAUUUCAUUGUUUAUGAUUAACAGAGAACAAGCUAAUACCAGGACUGUCCGGUUAAGUUAUUCUAGAUGAAUUCUAGUCCCAUUCCUUACCUUUCAUGUCAUGCUGUUAUUGUUUAUUUUAUUCUAUGUACAUUUAAUUUUUUUUCAAUUUUUUAACAGUAUUCCCUCACCUCCAUUGUUCACUCUGAUUAAAUUAGCCUCACAUGUGGAUAUUUGACAUACAAUGUUUGAACUAUUUUUUAAUUAAAACUUGUUUUCAUGCAUAUUUGAGAUCUUAGAUUUGUGACUUCAAAACUAAUUAUUUAUUUUGGUCUAGAAUACAUAAAAUAAAAUUUUAUUUUGAAUAGGUUAAUAGCCUAGCCAGUUGUAACGCUUCAUACCUAUAAAACUGAAACACAAAAAAAAAAAAUGGCACAGCUAGCCUG